AUGGCACCCAUACCCUUUAUCGGGCGGCUAUAUCCCUACGAAUACUUUGCCCUGGUCGCGUCUUUCCUCAUAGCUUUCCUGGAGCUCAUCGUACGCACUAUAACACUCCUCCUACCGACGCCGAUCAUUCGCAUAUUCUAUCGCCUGUCUCGAAAUGCCUUCAAUAGCCUCUCUUCGCCGUACUCCCGACGCGCCAGGAACCGGAGAAAGAAUGUCUCGAGUCCGCUAGCUCAAGCCCACGAUUUUGUGGAACUUUGCGAACAAUAUGGCUAUUUGGCAGAGGAACAUGUCGUGCAGACGAAAGAUGGCUUCCUGCUGGGCGUGCAUCGUCUGGCUUGGCGACGGGGCGAGGAGGACCAGCGAGUGAACAAUGGACCUGGCAGCAUUCAGAAAAAGGUCGUCUACCUGCACCACGGCUUGAUGAUGAACAGCGAGGUCUGGGUCUGUAUCACUGAGAAGGAGCGAUGUCUGCCAUUCUUGCUUGUUGAACAAGGCUACGAUGUCUGGCUUGGCAACAAUCGAGGAAACAAAUACAGCAAGAAGAGCUUGCAUCAUGGGCCAACAGAUACACAGUUCUGGAACUUUAGUAUGGAUCAAUUCGCCUUCCACGACAUCCCGGAUAGCAUCAACUAUAUCUUGAGUGCUACUCAUCAGCCAAGCCUGUCAUAUAUUGGCUUCAGCCAGGGCACCGCUCAAGCUUUCGCGACACUUUCAAUCCAUCCAGCAUUGAACUCGAAGGUGGACGUUUUCGUUGCGCUUGCACCUGCUAUGGCUCCUCCAGGCAUUGCGUCUGGUGUUGUAAGCUCUCUGGUCAAAUCGAAUCCUCAAGUCCUCUACCUUCUAUUUGGAAGACGAGCCAUCCUCGGUAGCACCACCAUGUGGCAAGCUCUUCUUUAUCCGGGCAUCUUCACCUGGGUUAUUGACAAGAGCCUGGCCUUCCUCUUUGGUUGGAAGAUGGCGAACAUCGCUCCGCAUCAAAAGCUUGCCGCCUAUCCGCAUCUUUACUCCUUCACAAGCACCAAGAGUGUGGUCCACUGGUUUCAGAUUAUCAGAAAUGGUACUUUCCAGAUGUUUGAUGAUGAAAUCACCAGUCCGACCAGCUUCAGCACUGGAAGCAAGUAUUACAAGGUCGCCAAGUUUCCCACGAGAAAUAUCAAGACACCAAUUGUGCUUGUCUAUGGAGGAAGCGACAGUCUGGUUGACAUCAAUGUCAUGUUGAAGGAGCUUCCAAGACAUACUGUCGCUAAAUGCGUGCCAAAGUACGAACAUCUCGAUCUGCUCUGGGCAAGCGAUGUUGAUACUCUUGUAUUUCCCCAUGUGCUUGAGGCUCUGGAAAGUUACGCGCUACCAUCAGAUACUAAAGGCCAAGCUCUAGGUUGGCAAACACGAACUCGGCCAAGCAUUUUCGAUACGACGGGACUGACACCCAAUGGCUCAGCGCCGCCUGGCUACUCAGAGGACGAAUCUGCUCGCAACCAUAGCAUGCCUCACACUCCAGCAUUUGAGCGACCGUCCACUGCGGAAGAGCAAAUGGAUGAGAGUGACGACGACGAUUCCGCUGAUGACAGUCCUUCAAGUCCCGAUGGACCGGUAGCAUUCACACCCAGCGCAUUCGCCUACUCUUCUCGUCCGCCAAUCUCUGAUGCUCGUUCUGCAAACAUUUCAAUAUCCAAUCCAGCUGUACGUUCUGCCUCUCGCUCUUCGCAUACCACGUUGACCUUACACGAGCCUAGGACGCGUCAAGCGCCGGCGUCUAAUGCGGGUGCAUCACGACAGCGAACAGCGACGGCCACAACAGAACAACCAGAAGGGUGGUGGUCAUCAACGAGCUCAUCUAUGGUCAGCUUGGUAGAGCCGGAAUCACCAAUUGUACCACAGCGGCAUCCUGCAAGACAGCGCUGA
Messenger RNA from Pseudocercospora fijiensis CIRAD86, 1902 nucleotides. RefSeq lists its product as uncharacterized. Gene Ontology annotation, biological process: lipid metabolic process. NCBI's taxonomy places the organism in Eukaryota, Fungi, Ascomycota, Dothideomycetes, Mycosphaerellales, Mycosphaerellaceae. The transcript has 2 exons. The record is from RefSeq and is a predicted model, not a curated record. Bases 1 to 1902 code for a protein of 633 amino acids.